UGGGUCAGAAAUUAGCUAUGGCGAAGUCCCCGGUCCAGCUCUGGCGCGUGUGGCGGGCCUGGUUGUGAGGAUUCGCAUCCGCCACGCUCGUCGUCGCGGGCAUCUUCGCCGCCGUCGAGACGAAGCUGGACUCACAGGCUCAGUGACGACGGCGACCGCGAGCGAGCGAGGUAGCGGAGCUUUGUCCUUCCGACUCGCCGGAUUCAGGUUUUACAUCCCGCGCCUCUGCGGCCACUGCUUCACUUGCACUGGACUGGACCCAAAGUUUUGCAUCGAAGCUCAUCGCUACGCAUGCUCUGUAGCAACCACGGAUCGCCUCGCUGAUCGGGCGUCUUGUCUCGUCGCGUCGACUUUAGGGUGGUUUCUUUGCGAUGGAGUUGAUGUUCUAGAGCUCUUGGUAAUAUAUUGCUGUGGGUUUCAUCAUGGUUGUACUUGUUCAGUCCCGUGAUUCGACGUUUAGUGUCCUGCUUCUCCUGGUCGCACUGGACUAGCUCCACCAGCGUUCAUGCUCUAUAAUUUGGCCCUGGAUUCAGGUAGUUGUGUCAUGAGGUCUGGUGAUUGAUGUAAGUCGAUGCGUGGUCGGGGCGACGUAGAAUGCGGUUUUGUUUUGGGAGGGUUGGAUUUCGUUACAAUGAUCGGGGUUGGUAAGGGGAGGAUGUAGUCUCUGUAUUGCAUUUUGUGAAGGAGUCAGAGAAGCGUGGAAGUGGUUUCCUUUGGCAAUUAGCUGUGGGUAACAGUGAUGGUUUCAGCUAGAUGAUUCUGAGAAGCAAUGGAUUUAAGGGAGAGUGUUCGCAGAGAUUACGCCUCGACAUUGAGCAUUUGGCUGGAGUCACCAAAUGGAAGCUGGCUAAGGUUAGGAGCAUCGAAUGGUGGACAAGAGUGCCAUAGAGUAGAUUGUAGCACCCUUUAGUUGGGAAUAAUAUCACUGGUCGAAAUACUAUGAGCAUUGUUGGAACACAUGUUAUUGAAAGCUGUUUCAAAUCUCGUUCAAAGGUCGUAAAUCGCAUGUAGUAUCCACUUUGAAUCACGUUUAAGGUUUUGACAGACGUAAUGUUGAUUCAAACGUGUUUUGGAUCACAUGCAAAGCUUGUACUGAGAUAAAUUAUCGACAUGCGUCGCAUUGCAUCUACAUCUAUGAGAGAUAAGCGGCCUUAACGUCUACGCGGCUAGGAGAGAAAUUGCUUUGGAACCUGGUGGCAAUCCAGUCCUGUUCUUAAUUGUGCUUCUAACUGGCGGUACAAGAUAGGUCUGUCUCGAGUCUCAUCGUUUUUUAUUUGUUCACUUUUACCCGCUCUGGUGACACUUUCGACGCUUGCCUAGACUUGCCUUGAGAAGCCAUGGGGCUGCCCCAAUUGCGAGUUGCUACAGCACCAACACCAUCCUUCUGUGUAAGUCGGAGGUUUGAAGAGGGCAAGAAGUCACUAAACUUUGUCUCAAGCGAGAAGAGAUGGAAGCCGCUCCAGGUCGAAAUGACCACCUCCCCGCCCAGGGAGAGGCAUCCGAGUACUGGAAUUUGCGAUCCCCUCCGUGAGGCAACGUCACCGUAUCAACACUGGAAUCGACAGCCGGAGCACAUCCCGGUGGAGAAACUGGAGGUCAUAGCUUCUCUAAACAAUUGGGCUCAAGAGAACCUUCUCCCCAUGUUGAAACCCAUGUUGAAGUCAUGGCAACCUCAGGAUUUUCUCCCCGACUCUUCAUCGGAUAGUUUCUUCGAGGAAAUUCUGGAGCUGCGGUCUCGUGCCAAAGAGCUCCCAGAUGAUUACUUGGUGUGCUUGGUCGGUGACAUGGUUACUGAAGAAGCUCUUCCCACGUACCAGACGAUGUUAAACACUUUCGAAGGCGUAAGGGAUAAGACUGGGUGCAGCCCAACGCCAUGGGGGGUGUGGAUUCGAGCAUGGACAGCAGAGGAGAAUCGCCAUGGAGAUUUGUUAAAUCGGCAUCUCCACCUUUCCGGAAGAGUGGACAUGCGAAUGGUAGAACGAACAAUCCAGUACUUGAUCGGAGCAGGCAUGGAGCCUCACAUUGAUCUGAUUCUUUACAAUGGAUUCAUCUACACAUCAUUCCAAGAACGUGCAACGUUCAUAUCUCACGGAAACACAGCUCGACAUGCCAAAUUGUUUGACGAGCACAAACUGGCCACAAUCUGUGGCAUCAUUGCCUCGGAUGAGAAGAGGCACGAGAUCGCAUACAGCCGCAUUGUUGGCAAGCUGUUUGAACUGGAUCCAAACGGUGCAAUGUUACCGUUCCUGGAGAUGAUGAAGAAGAAGAUCACCAUGCCUGCGCAUCUCAUGCACGAUGGAGAGAACGACAGCCUCUUCGAUGACUAUGCAGCAGUUGCCCAGCGAUGUGGAGUGUACACAUCGGUGGACUACGCCAGGAUCAUAGAUCAUUUAAUUUCCUACUGGAAUUUGGGUACCUUGACAGGACUGUCAAGUGAUGCUCAGAAAGCGCAAGAUUUCUUGUGUAGGCUGCCAGCUCGCAUCCACAGGCUUGCGGAACGAUCUCUCAAUCGAGCUAGAAGCGAGAUUCCACCGAGGAGGACAUUCAGUUGGAUCCACAACAAAGAGGUCGAUUUACUAUGAGCUGACCAAUGUUGAGGUCCCCACAUUGUUCUGAAUUGUCGCCAGUCUGAUUCCCCAACAUCUUGACUUGCAUCAGCCAUCUGCUUUCUCCAAGUGGUAUCGGAACUAAUUUGACGCAGCAAUAAAUUAUCAACAAGUAUGCUCGAAAUACUUUCAUGUAAAGCUCUGUGUAUAUGUAAUCUACCGCUGGAUUCAUAUGCAGAACUUUGUUAGCAUCGUAGUGAAUGCUAACUUUGGGAGUUGCUUCAUGUCAACAUCUUAUUAACCCCUCUAACCGCGUCAUCCAGUGAAAUGAGUGAGCUCAGAUUAUCCAUCUGCUCUACACUGAUCCCCACCAUCACACGAACCAAGUUAUAUGCAGUAUUAUUUAGGGAUAGGUUUUUCUCCCAAUCGUAUUCAGCGUUUUCGGGAAAGUUCCAAAGUGACAUUGGCUGCACCUUUGAGAUGGCCAACGCAUGUGGUGUUGCAAUAUUUUGAUCCAUCAACGACGAGCUUUUUGACAUUCA
Molecule: messenger RNA, 3088 nt
Organism: Physcomitrium patens
Lineage: Eukaryota; Viridiplantae; Streptophyta; Bryopsida; Funariales; Funariaceae
Product: stearoyl-[acyl-carrier-protein] 9-desaturase 2, chloroplastic
Biological process (GO): fatty acid metabolic process
Molecular function (GO): stearoyl-[ACP] desaturase activity
Source: RefSeq, a predicted model, not a curated record